This is a messenger RNA of Elgaria multicarinata webbii, 3211 nucleotides long. RefSeq names its product mitoguardin 1 (gene MIGA1). The record is from RefSeq and is a predicted model, not a curated record. NCBI's taxonomy places the organism in Eukaryota, Metazoa, Chordata, Lepidosauria, Squamata, Anguidae. The coding region runs from base 542 to 2344 and encodes 600 amino acids. The transcript has 16 exons. Gene Ontology annotation, biological process: mitochondrial fusion.
GCUGAAUGGUGACGCAUUGGCUCAUACUACCCUAAUAAAGAUGUAGAUGCUUAUUCGAAGCGGAAGCCAGGAGGCACGUGUUACUCUGCUCUUUCUCUCUCUGUGGUUCCUCUCUCCCCCAUUUGUUUUUCUUAAUAGCUGCUACCCAGGCGGAAUUGUGGAGCUCUUCGCGUAUGCUUGUUGUUCCAACUGCUGUGCUUGAGAGAUAGCCUCGAGAAGCCUCCAGGGCUGGUCCGUUCUUUUUUUUCCUUUGAGGGGAAAGGCUUUGACUUUUCUGCGUGAGAAGCACCCCUUCCAACCCUUCUCAGCAGGGGGUUAGGCUGCGAUCCUCUUCCUAAAAAAUCACCUCUGCUGAUGCUGAAAAAUAUCGGGGCCAAAAAUAGCGAAUAGUUUUUCCAGAAAAUCUCGGGGUCCUGUAAUCCAGGUGUGAGGUGUAUAGUCCAAUAUCUGUCUCUCAUUGGUAGUCCAUAUCCAACAUCACCAGGACGUAAUAAGAUUUUGGCUUAGUAUUCCUUAACAAUGCUAUGGGAAAGAAGGAGCCAUGUCAGAAGAAGCUGCCAGUGAGACACGUUUUUCUUUGAAGACAGCAGCUUUAAGAGUAUUUGAUCUUCCCCUUUCCUGGUAUUAUUCUUUAACCCAGGUCAAGAUCUCACCAGGUCUAAAGAAGCUAUUUGCAGCAACAGCAGUGGGGGCGGUAUCUGUGCUUUUUCUUGCCCAUCAUUUCAAAAGAAAACGUGGGAAGAAAACCAGGAAAGUAUCUCAAUGGGAUCCAGGCCACCUGAUGUUAGACUAUAUGAAAACAUCUGCAUCAGAGAAAGAUUCCAGUUGUUCCAGCAGCAGACAAAACCUAACGCUUUCAUUGAGUUCAGCCAAAGAAAAAGAAAAAUCCUAUAUUAAUGCAAAUGGAGGCCUCUUCAGUAAAUAUUCAGGUUCGGUGCAGAGUUUGGCCUCGGUCCAAAGUGUCACAUCCUGUCCAAGCUGUGCUUGUGUCAAUUCCAGUGCCUGGGAUAAAGCAGAUGAUGAUGAUAUAAAACUAAUCAAUAUUCCAGUAACUACACCUGAAAACUUGUACUUGAUGGGAAUGGAGUUAUUUGAAGAAGCGCUACGGCGAUGGGAGCAGGCACUGACCUUUCGUAACAGACAAGUCGAAGAUGAAGCCAGCUGUAGUGCCAUCAAACUUGGAGCUGGUGAUGCUAUUGCAGAAGAAAGUGUAGAAGAUAUUAUUAGCGCCGAAUUCAUUCAUAAGCUUGAAUCCUUGCUCCAAAGAGCUUAUCAUCUUCAGGAAGAGUUUGAAGCCUCCCUUGGGGCAUCUGACCCAGCUCCCUUUGCCAAUGAUAUUGAUAAAAACACAGAUAGUACAAUGAAGGAUAAUACAGAUGAAUUCAGUCUACGUGAUACAUUAAGCAUUGGAUCAACAGAUUCAUUUGUUUCAGCUGCUGAGCUUACAGAACACAAGGAAAGCCGAAAUUCUUAUAAUCUGGAUUCACUUUGCCAUUGUCCACUAUAUGAAGAGGCUAUGCACUUGGCAGAAGAGGGCAAGAUUUAUUCACGAGUCUUACGAACUGAAACAUUGGAAUGUUUGGGGGACAGCGAUUUUCUUGCAAAGCUUCACUGUAUCCGACAAGCUUUUCAGGUAAUCCUUUCAGACACUACAAAUCGAAUAUUUCUUGCUGAAAGUGGCAGAAAAAUUUUGUGUGCUUUAAUUGCGAGAGCAAGAAAGAAUCCAAAGAAAUUUGAGGAAGUAUUUGAUGACAUGAUCUCUUUCUUAGAGCAAACAGAUCAUUGGGCUAAUACUGAAAUAGAACUUGCUGCUUGUGGAGUAAAACAUCUAAAUUUCUAUGAUGUUGUUCUGGACUUCAUAUUAAUGGAUUCCUUUGAAGAUUUAGAGAAUCCACCUAUGUCAAUACAGAAUGUGGUGAACAACCAUUGGCUGAAUUCGUCCUUCAAAGAAACUGCUGUGGCUUCAAGUUGCUGGUCAGUCCUAAAACAAAAAAAGGAACAAAUGAAGGUUCCUGAUGGUUUCUUUGCACACUUCUACGCUGUUUGUGAACACAUCAGUCCUGUUUUGGCAUGGGGAUUUCUAGGCCCUAGAAACUCUCUGUAUGAAUUAUGCAGCUUCUUCAAGAAUCAGGUUCUUUAUUUCCUGAAAGACAUUUUUGACUUUGAAAAGGUACGAUAUUCAACUAUGGAUAACCUAGCAGAAGACCUUCUGCAAUUGUUAACUCAGCACACUGAUCUUCUCCUGGCUUAUCUUGGAGGCAACUCAUUAAGGCAUGCCAGCAGUUGUGUAACUGGAUGUGGACACACAACAGACAGUGGCAUUCUGGAAGCAAAAGUACAAUAGGUUUCUCUUUUGUUGUUCUUAAUGCGAGCACAAGUUUUGCCUUUUUCUCCCUCGAGGAAAGCUGACGUUGCUUCUACUUCUUUCUGAGCAAGUAUCUGAAAAUCUUCAAUGAUAUUAAAUUAUAGUCUCAGGGAGGUUUAAAUUAUGGAAAUCAUUGCUUAAUACAUUACUGUAUAUAGAUAGAUAUCUGGAAGGAACACUUCAGCUGUCAUUGGAUCUAUAUAUACUAUGUUCCAGCUAUUAUUAUUUUUAAUGGUUAAGUGACUUUUUUGUGUGAAGUACUGCACAUUUGCCUCGGAUACUUUUUGUGACUAAAAGUAAUGCAAAGAUAUAUGGUAUAGUAGAUAGGUUUGUCUCAGUGAUUUGAAUUAUGAAUUACUUAGUACAAAGUCUUAAAAGCUCUACCUGUUUGCCAAGUUAUGCACAUUUUUUUUGGUUGUUUUUAAGUGAUGUGCAAUAAAGUAACACACACAGUGACAAAUCAUUUAACUUUGCCUUGACAUUUUGUGUGUGUAAGCUAUCAUUUAUAAUGUAGCAAAAUGAAUCUAUGCUGUAGUCAGCAGUGGCAUUCUUUAAGAGUUGUUACAAAAUUUAAGUGCUAACUGAUACAUUUUAAUGUAAAUUACCCUUCACUGAUGGUUUACAUUGGUCAUUAUUGUGAGAAAUCAAGAGUCUGGUGAGGCCUUAAACAAUAGUUUAAAUAGUUUAAUAUCAUAACCCCCCCCCCCACACACACACAAUCUUUAGAGAGCUUUUAAAACUUUAUACUAGUUGUGAGUAAGCUAGAAUAUUGUUUUGUUUGAAUGUAGCAUUUAAAGUAUAUUUUUAAGAAAAAUGUAUGUAAAAAAUGGUAAUCAUGCAACAAAA